Molecule: messenger RNA, 1835 nt
Organism: Prunus persica (peach)
Lineage: Eukaryota; Viridiplantae; Streptophyta; Magnoliopsida; Rosales; Rosaceae
Product: UPF0481 protein At3g47200
Exons: 1
Coding region: 229-1644 (471 amino acids)
Source: RefSeq, a predicted model, not a curated record
CUCUCAAUAUUAAUAUACAUCUAAACAUCAAUCAAGCAUCUCCCUUCCAAAUUAAGCUUCUACUUUGUUUUCUUGAAGCUCAAGUAAUGAAUUUUUGUGGCCUGUUGUGCUAACUAUAUGUAGAUAUGCAUGCAAAAACUAGAAUCACCAUCUAUAACCACAGAUCAUUCAGUCGAAAUCCCCCUCCCAAAAAAAGAAUAGCCACAUAGCUUCUCACUUUGAAAUUAAAUGGCCCAAAAAGAUGAAAAUGUGAGGCAAGUUACCAAAAGAGGAGGUGGACAAGGAAGCAGAGGAGACCAAGACCAACCUGCAGAAAUUGAGGUGAGUAUUACAAUCCAUGAGGAGGCAAGUCCCAGGGAGGAGAGACUCAACAAAUUAAGGGAAGAAGCACCGCCAAUUCAGGCUGAAAAGGUGAAACCAAAGAUCCAAAAGGUUCCCUUCAUGCUCCGACAAGACAAAAAAUUCGACAAGUACUACGAGCCAAUUGUUGCAGCACUCGGUCCCUUCCACCAUGCUCGGUUGCCACAGUACGAGUAUGCAGAGAAAAUCAAGCUUAAAUUAGCUGCAAACUUUGUCAGAGACAGUAAGCAGAAUGAUGCAGAUCUGCUCAAGAAGGUUGAGGACAAUAUCAAUGAACUAAGGAAGUGCUAUGAUGAGGAAGCAACAAAGAAAUAUGAUGACGAAUUCCUCGCGUGGAUGUUGUUCGUUGAUGGGUGCUCCACACUGGAAUUCAUAUACAAAUAUGAUGAAUUAGAAAAUUUUCAGAUCAAGAGAGACCAGGUGGCCUUUGUAGAACAUGACAUAUUCUUGCUGGAGAACCAACUUCCUUAUCAACUCCUCCAGCUGUUGAUGAGCUCGAGCCAAAUACAUAAGGAAUUGAAGAAAUCAAUCGAUGAGUUUGUUGGGAGAAACAGCCCUGCAGCAGCACCAGCAGAUCAGAACGGACAAAAUCCAGAAGCAGAAGAACAGAGGUCACAACCAGGACAAGAAGUAGAAGCAGAGCCAACUCAUCUGCUCGAGCUUCUUCGGACAACAAUGCUACCUUACGAAAGUGAGAAAAAAGAAGGUACUCAACGUUCCCACUCUUUUCGCAAUGUGCAAGAGCUUCAGGCAUCUGGGAUCCAUUUUAAACCUAGUGAGGGCAACUCAUUGAGGAGCAUAUAUUUUGGGUCUUUCCAUCUAUUCCAUGGAAUCCUUCAUCUUCCUCAAAUAAAAGUCGACGACUCGACCAGACCCAAGUUCAUGAACUUGAUAGCCUACGAAAUGUGUCCCGAUUUCCACAAUGAUUUCGGGGUCACAUCUUACAUAUGCUUCCUCGAUUCGCUCAUCGAUCAGCCCGAUGAUGUAAAGCAUCUGAGGAAAAAGCAGAUACUUCGAAACUUCCUUGGGAAUGACGAGGAGGUGGCUCAGCUCUUCAAUGAGAUAGGCACUGACUUGGUGCCUAACAAUGACAUUUACUCCUCUGUUAAAGACCAAAUAGAAGAUCACUACGACAACUGGGGUAACAGAGUGAUGGCUCAAUUCUUUCACGAGCAUUUCAGCAGCCCCUGGACUGGUAUUGCUUUCCUUGGUGCUCUCCUAGCUCUUGGGUCGAGCAUCGUUCAGACUGUUUACUCAGUCCUCGGUUAUCAUAGUAGUAAAUAGGAUUCUCUAUAAGCAGAGAUUCACAACUCCAAUCCUCCACACCCUCUCCCUGCAAUAAGAGAUGAGCUAUGGGCACUGAAAAUGUCUAGGCUUACACUCAUUUCUGUUUUCUGGUUUGCUCCAACUACUGUACGCAAGAGUGUGACUAAAUAAAUCAAGUUGAACAUGUAUUGGUUUUUCUGUUUUCUUAA